AUGGACUCCUCCUACGACUCCUCCUCCUACGAAAAGGCCUGUAUCCCUCUUCUCAAGGGUACUGAGGACUAUUUCUCAUGGUCAAGAGUCAUGAAAGCACGCCUAGAUAGGCUAAAGGCGUGGAGUCCUAUUGUUUCAGAUCCUCCUGUUAAUCGUGGCCGCACAAAAGCCCCUAUAACUCUUGCUCGAUUUCGAGAAUACUCCACUCCAAAUACCCUAUGGGAAGCCCUUGAGCAGGCGUACGUAGCUCCUCUUAUAACAGAGCAACUCCGAGCGCUCCAGAAUCUCCUAAGCCUUCGACGCUCGCAGUAUCCUGAUAUUCGUCAGUAUACUACUGCCUACAAGACUUCGAAGUUCCUUGAGAAAUACAAGAAUGGAACACAACUUGCCGACCCUGAGGAGCUUUAUACCACCCUCUACAGGCUUAGAGAAGAUCCCAAGAAGGAUACUAAGAAGCCCGCACUAACAGCGAACAUUAUGACAGGCAAGAGGAAGCGAAAUGACACUCCUUAA
Molecule: messenger RNA, 513 nt
Organism: Endocarpon pusillum Z07020
Lineage: Eukaryota; Fungi; Ascomycota; Eurotiomycetes; Verrucariales; Verrucariaceae
Exons: 3
Coding region: 1-513 (170 amino acids)
Source: RefSeq, a predicted model, not a curated record